AUGGGGAGGCUGCUAACCACCCCCCUGCUGAUCAAUUUCUUUGGCUCCCUUGUGGGCUUUGUAGCAACACUGACACUUAUUCCAGCCUUCAAGGAUCACUUCAUUGCUGCCAAGCUCUUUGGGAUUGAUUUGAACAAAACUUCCAAGCAACCCAUGUGAGUAGCUCUUGAUUUUCCUGUAUUCAGUUUUGAUCCAGACUGCACUUGGAGGGCUGCCAAGUUAGGGGCCUGUGAGGAAGUGUGGGGCUCUGAUCUGGUGCAGGCAUACUGGGGCCCUGUGUAAAGACUGAUAAUCCUGGGCUGGAUCUCAUACUCCUAGAGCUGGCAGCCGGCAGUCAAUAAGGGGAAUUCCCUUUUUCUCAUUGGGCGUUCCAGCUUUCUUUCAGCUAAGACUUAACCCUUAACCCGGCACCCCAGUAAGCAGGAUAAGCAAGGUCCUGGUGAGAUGAGUAGCAGCAGGGAAAACAUGAAACUAACCAUAAUUACCUUGAAUUUCUGCUUAACCCUCAAGAAAAAAGGGCAUUUUCGCUGGCCAGGUUUAAUUCAAAUCCAUCAAACCUCCUUUGGGGAAGGUUCUCAGGCAGGGUGGAAGGAUAAAGAACUUGCCCAUGUGAAGACCACCUGGUGGAAACCCUUACACAUAAGGUUCUCAAUUGUAAACUAUAUGCUGAUCUCCGCCAGCAAUUUGUAGAUCAACUUUGUAUCCCCAAAUGGAAACCAGAGUCAGAGGUCAUACAUUUUCUAUUACUGGGGGAUGAUCAGGAGCUCACCAAGUUAGUGGCUAAAUAUCUCUAUUUGGUUUUUGUCGUCGAAAUACACUGCAGAUGUCUGAUCUCCCUGGAGACCAAGAGAUGUGACGAGAGACUGCUCUGCCUCCUUUCUUUUAGCAAAUGUUUGUGCCACUGGGGAAGUGGUAAUUCUGUAUUGAUUUGUUUUAGAUGUUGUAUGUGAUGCCAAUAAAAGGUUUUACAGAGGUACCCAUUACCUUGUUUGUUGUCUUUUCCCAGCCCGGAGUCCCAAGGUGUCAUAAGUGGAGCAGUGUUCCUGAUCAUCCUCUUCUGCUUCAUCCCAGUGCCCUUUCUGAGCUGCUUUGUGGAAGAGCAGUGCAAGGCAUUCCCACACCAUGAGGUGAGAGCGGCUGCAUCGGGUGGAGCCUGGAAGGGAAUGGGUGUGUGUGUGUGUUAAGAGUUGAGUCAACUAGAUAAGUGCAAGGGGCAGGACUCUUACAGCUUCUCCCUACCUUGCAGUUUGUGGCCCUCAUUGGCUCCCUCCUCGCCAUUUGCUGCAUGAUCUUCCUGGGCUUUGCGGACGACGUUCUCAAUCUGCGCUGGCGCCACAAGCUGCUUCUGCCCACCAUGGCGUCCUUGCCCCUGCUCAUGGUCUACUUCACCAACUUUGGGAACACCACCAUUGUGGUGCCUAAGCCCUUCCGGAUGUUGCUGGGCAUGCACUUAGACCUAGGUAAGUGCCCCAGGGCUUGCACAAGUAGGUCUGGCCUGAGAAACAUGCUGAGCAUUAGAGACACUGCCAAGCCUCUCACCCCAUCUUUCCCCACGGAGAAUUAUUUAUUUAUUUAUUUAUUCAUUCAUUCAUUCAACUUAUACACCACCCUAUACCCAGAGGUCUCGGGGCAUUUCACAACAAGACCACAACAUAUAAAAUCAAACCAAAAGCAGUAAUCCAAUAAACUGCACACCCCCCCAAGCCACAUUCUAAAAGAGUGUUGGGUGUCAAUGAGAUCAACCAAAGGUCGGGUUAAAAAAGAAUGUUUUUGCCUGGCCCCUAAAGGUGUAGAAUGAAGGCACCAGACAAACUUCCCUGGGGAGAGCAUUCCGUAGACAGGGAGCCACUGCAGAGAAGGCCCCGUUCUCAUGUUGCCACCCUCCGGACCUCUCAAGGAGGAGGCACACAAAGGGAGGGCCUCAGAAGGUUAUCUCAGGGACUGGGUAGGUUCAUAUAGGAAGAGGUGGUCCUUGAGGUUAUUGCGGACCUGAUGUUGCAUGCUUGGUGUCCUCACAAGGAAUUUGAGUAAAAGUGGGUUUUCUCUUGCAGGAAUCCUGUACUAUGUGUACAUGGGGAUGCUGGCUGUGUUCUGCACCAAUGCCAUCAACAUUCUUGCGGGCAUUAAUGGCCUGGAGGCUGGGCAGUCACUGGUGAUCGCUGCCUCAAUUGUAACUUUCAACAUCGUAGAGCUAAAUGGUGAGGAAGAUCUAAUGUCAGAGAGCUGUCACAUGGAGUUUCUUGAGUGGGAUGAUAUGCAGGUCUUCAGGCUACAUGCAGAACAAAUGUGGGGCUGCCCCUCAGCAUACAUGCUGGGAUUGUAGUAGCAGCCGUGGGCUUGGUGUGGGCUAGCACAUGUGCAGCUGGAGUCUCUGCAAUUGGUGUCAACUGGCUGACCUUCCUACUUGUUUAUUUUUUACUCCCAGGAGACUACAGAGAUGACCACGUUUUCUCUCUCUACUUCAUGAUUCCCUUUUUCUUUACCACAUUGGGACUGCUGUACCACAACUGGUAAGAAACUCCAUGGAAUUGAAAAAGCCAGCCUGUUUCCAAUGGAAGGGUGUGUUUGGGGGAAGCUGCAGGCUUCUGAGUUCACUCAUAGCAAGGCAGGUUAUGGUGCCUUGAUACAGCUGCCAUUUUGAGGGUUUGCGUGGGUUGCACAAUUCCAGUCAAUGUUCUUGUUGGGACUUCUAGUAUGAGAAAUAAAAUUUUCAGAGCAGUGCCUUCUCUAGAAGGAGCUUCAAAGUGCCAUGAAAUUAAAUGUUCCUAUUUAGAAUAUUUAAACAAAAACACAAAUGUGCUUGUGGGUCAUACAUGUGAAAUCUAACUAGGAGGAAGAUCCCCACCCUACCAAAUGCCAACAAACACUACUGUAGGUGCAGCUUUUUGACACCACUGAAACUGGAAUAAGCACUCCAGGACAUAACUCUUUCCUCUCGUGCUGUGCCCAGUGUUCCACAAGCUGUUUCCUCUCCCUACAUCCUUCGCCGCUCCAUAUUUAACAACAAAAAUAACAACACCACAAACACACACACAGUCAAACCUUGGCUCCCAAAUGCCGAAAACCCGGAAGCAAAUGCUCCAGUUUUUGAACGUUUUUCAGAAGCCGAACGUCCAACACGACUUCUGUUUGAGUGCAGGAAGCUCUUGCAGCCAAUCGGAAGCCGUGUCUCAGUUGUCGAACAUUUCAGAAGCCAAAUGGGCUUCUGGAAUGGAUUACGUUCAACAACCAAGGCUUUUGAAUUGUUUUCAAUUCAUAAAGUCCAUAAAGACCUCUACAGGUCAAUUACAUUCUGUGUGAGAUGAUGCUGUCAUAGGAAUUGUGAGGUUGUGGGGGGAGAGAAACUAAUUUAACCCAGCAAGCUCUUCCCUCUCUCACACACAAACAAAACUCACUGCAGUUAACUGAAUGCAACCAACCAUGCUCUGGGCUCUCCAACCUCAUGCACCGCCAACAAAAACAAACACGUUAUUUACAUUUGACAUCAUAAUGAGUGCCAGGAGUGACCCCCUGCUGGGUCUUCUUCUGCAAUGCAUUGCCUGUGUUCUGACUGACCGUCUCUCCUCUGGCUGAGCGCAGGUAUCCGUCCCGUGUGUUUGUGGGCGACACCUUCUGCUACUUCGCCGGCAUGACCUUUGCUGUGGUGGGGAUCCUUGGGCAUUUCAGCAAAACCAUGCUGCUCUUCUUUAUCCCACAAGUGCUCAACUUCCUCUAUUCAUUGCCACAGCUGUUCCACAUCAUUCCUUGCCCACGCCAUCGGCUGCCCAGGUAACAACAACGACAGAAACCCUCCGCUCCCUGUUAGAUGCUGCCGGGCUUUGUGUGCAACCAGAGCACCACAAAUGUAGUCCUUGGCUUCUAACCAAGGGAUGUUGAGAACUGUAGUUCGAUAAAGGGGUUAAGGGUAAGGGGACCCCUGACCAUUAGGUCCAGUCGUGGCAACUCUGGGGUUGCGGCGCUCAUCUCACUUUAUUGGCCGAGAGAGCCGGCGUACAGCUUCCAGGUCAUGUGGCCAGCAUGACUAAGCCGCUUCUGGUGAACCAGAGCAGUGCACGGAAACGCCGUUUACCUUCCCGCUGGAGUGGUACCUAUUUAUCUACUUGCACUUUGAGGUGCUUUCGAACUGCUAGGUUGGCAGGAGCAGGGACCGAGCAAUGGGAGCUCACCCCGUCGUGGGGAUUCGAACCGCCUACCUUCUGAUCAGCAAGUCCUAGGCUCCGUGGUUUAACCCACAGCGCUACCCGCGUCCCAAGGGGUUAGGGAAUCACUAUCAAAGGCUGGAAAGCAGUUGUAAACGCCGGUUUCCGAUAAUAUUUUGCUGAGGCCUGGAUAUUGUAAAUAUGCCCUUCAAAGCGGCCUGUUUUCAUAGGAAAUGGAUUGGUGAGAGUCUCCUAGAUUGGGUACUUUCAUCCAUUCCUGGCAGAACCUCAUCCUGCAUUUUUUCUCCCAUUGUGUUCCUUUUCAUUGCUGACGGGAGCCUGUCUCGCUGCAGAUUCAAUCCUGACACAGGAAAUCUAGAGAUGAGCUAUUCCAGAUUCAAGCCCAAGAACCUCUCUCCCUUGGGAGCAAAUAUCCUCAAGGUAAGGACAGAAUAAUAUCACCUUCCAUACACUUUGAUAGCUUGGCGGAAAGAAAAGGCUUUGAGAACCAGUUAGAGGGGGAAAGUAUAAUGGGGAGGGGUUGUGUAACAGAGAAAAGUUGCAACGGAGGUGGGAGCACCCAGGUUUACUUUGGGUUAAUGAAAUACGAUUGGGUGGAACACUUGCUGCUUCUCUAGCUUAAUCCUAGAGCAGCAAUAGUAACUAAGGUUCUCUCCCCAGAUAUCUGAGAAACUCAAUCUAGUGGAUGUGCAUCAAGGAGUGGACAAAGAUGGAGAAUUCACAGAAUGCAACAACAUGACACUCAUUAACUUUGUGAUAAAGCUUAUAGGACCAACCCCUGAGCGAACCCUGACCCUUCUGCUGUUGCUGAUGCAGGUAAGAGGCGCUGGGAGAAAGAGCAGGCCAGCGUGAACAGUUUUGAAUAAUGCUGUAUCUCUGUAUCUCAGAUGGGUUGGUAAUCCAGCUCCCUUCUCCGAGUUAAAAUUCAGUAGGCAUUGAGCCAUAUCAACUGCCACAUAAUUUUUAAUCAGACAUUGAUGGGGUGGUGCGGGGAGAGAGAGAAGAGAGAUUUGCCCUUCCUCUAAUCUGCCAGAUCCAAUUUCAUGGUGUUGACAACUAUGUGGGUAAUAUCCCAUCUUCUCGGAUUUCACAGUGCCCUUUGCCUCUGUUUUAUAGGUUGUGGGGAGCAUCAUCGCCUUUUCUAUCCGGUACCAGCUCGUGCGGCUGUUCUAUGACGUCUGA
Messenger RNA from Podarcis lilfordi (Lilford's wall lizard), 5342 nucleotides. The record is from the annotation of a GenBank genome assembly. NCBI's taxonomy places the organism in Eukaryota, Metazoa, Chordata, Lepidosauria, Squamata, Lacertidae.